Messenger RNA from Fusarium pseudograminearum CS3096, 870 nucleotides. RefSeq lists its product as uncharacterized. NCBI's taxonomy places the organism in Eukaryota, Fungi, Ascomycota, Sordariomycetes, Hypocreales, Nectriaceae. The coding region runs from base 1 to 870 and encodes 289 amino acids. Gene Ontology annotation, molecular function: hydrolase activity, acting on ester bonds. The transcript is spliced from 3 exons. The record is from RefSeq and is a predicted model, not a curated record.
AUGAAGGGUCUUGUUACAUAUCUAGCCCUGGCAGUGUCCUGCUCCCAGACAUUUGCCAGCCCUGUACGGUCGACCAGUGCUAAGAACUUGGUUGUUUUCGGUGACUCUUAUUCAACAGUCGGGUUUUGGCCAGGAGGACAGCUCCCCUCAGCUUCCAACCCUAUCGGUAACCCUGGGCUACCUGGUCAAACAACCUCGGCUGGACUGAACUGGGUUGGCCAUGUCACUUCCACCCUCAACACGUCCCUCAUCUUGACAUACGACUUUGCCUACAGUGGAGCUACAAUCGACAAGAAAAUUGUCAAUUCGUGGGCGCAAUACUCUAUGUCGGACCAAGUCGGGCUUUACAAACAAUACGUUGCACCAGCAGUCAGCGACGCAGAUACUUUGGUCGCGAUCUGGAUUGGGAUCAACGAUGUUGGUGAAGCGUUUUGGAGCAAGACGAACGCUCUUGUCACAGAAUGUGUGAAUCGGUACUUUGAACUUUUGCAAACACUUGUUAAUGAUGGCUUUGACAAGUUUGUUCUGUUGAACAUUCCCGGGUACGCUGAUCAGUUCCCAAAGAUGAUCGGUCAACCUGCAGUUGACCUGGCUCGUCUGAGGGCGGACAUAAUUUCCUAUAACAAAGCAGUACAGUCCAAAGCAGCAGCCUUCGCUUCAUCUCACCCGACCGUCAAACUACAAAUCUUUGACACCAAACCCUCAUUUGAUCAAGUCGUCAACAACUAUGCCAAGUACGGAGCAAAGGAUGCUACAUGUUUCGGGGCCAGUAACUGUCUUUGGGCUGAUGACUAUCAUGCCAGUGGAGCCAUUCAUAAGCUUCUAGCACAAAACCUGGUUAAGGCAGUGCGAGGUAUAUUCACUUUUUAG